Messenger RNA from Megalobrama amblycephala (Wuchang bream), 1946 nucleotides. It is a transcript of the gene dnaaf2, whose product is annotated as dynein axonemal assembly factor 2. NCBI's taxonomy places the organism in Eukaryota, Metazoa, Chordata, Actinopteri, Cypriniformes, Xenocyprididae. Gene Ontology annotation, biological process: axonemal dynein complex assembly. The coding region runs from base 137 to 1849 and encodes 570 amino acids. The record is from RefSeq and is a predicted model, not a curated record. The transcript has 2 exons. Gene Ontology annotation, cellular component: cytoplasm.
GAGCGUCUCGACAGCGGACACGCGCUCUGUUGGUAGCAGGUUGCUAUGGUUACCGAGUCCUCCAUUAACUCCACAGAGUUUUUCCACUCACUUUCGCUUGGGAAAGUCCACAAGAUAUUAAAGUUAACGGUCUAUAAUGGAUUUUGGCGGCAAACUCGAAGAACUGAAUUUGACGCGCGAUGAAAUGAAUCGGUUAGGUGAAGCGCUGAAAGACGAUCGGUUCCGCGAGUUACUGAGCGAAUAUGCCGCAGAGAUCUCAGAUCCCGAGAACAAGAGAAGAUACGAGGAAGAAAUCACGCUGCUGGAGAAGGACAGAGGCAUGAACGUGCAGUUUAUUCACCCUGAAGGACAUCACGUGCUGAAGACACGCAGCGCGGGCGGGAAAAUCUUUAUCAACGUCUGCUCCAGUCAGCUGAUCGACCAACCGUCGUGUGAAGCAGCGAGAAACCGGGACGGAAAACCGGGUCAGAACUGGCGUUUACCGUUCAGUCUGACCCCGGGCAGAACGGACAGAGAUUCCGGCGGAAACAGCUGUGUGAUUUACGAUGUCGUUUUCCAUCCAGACGCGCUUUACAUGGCGGCAAAAAACGCGCGGUUUCUGAAGCUCAUCCACGGGACGGCUCUGGAUGGGAUCGAAGACUCUUUCCACAUCAAGCUCGACAAAGAUAAGAUAAAGCAGCUGAAGAUGAGGUAUAAAGGUGUUGCGCAUCCAGCUGUGAUCCGCACGCCUAUUCCUGGACACGAUCAGAAGAACCGGAGCACCUGUGAGGAGGACGUGAUGUCAUUUCCAUAUCCAGAUGAGAAUCAAACCGCACCAGAACCCAAAUCCUCCUCAAGCCAAAGUCCAGAAGACAAACAGCCCAUCACACCUCAGUACACCUUAAAAUACAGAUCAGUCGUCGAUUUGCAAGAUUACCGGUGCUCCAGAGAUUCGGGGCCCGGGGCCCGACCCAGAGAGAUCGUCAUCACCGUCGACGUACCGCUGCUAAGAUCGGCACAGGACGCGGACCUCAGUGUGACGGAGCGACGCCUCGUCCUGGAGGCUCCAGAACCAGCGUACCGACUGGAGCUUCCUCUCGCGUAUCCGGUGGAUGAAGAUAAAGGAGAUGCAAAGUUCAACAAAACUAAGAAACAGUUGACAAUCACUCUUCCCGUCCGGCCCGUGAAAACCCCGCAGAUCAGCUUCGACGAGAUGAAGAGUAACGCCAAUGAUCAGGAAGCAGUUCUGGAGCCGGAUCACACAGAACCGGAGCGGUGCGAUACUGACGCUUUACAGCGUUCACCAGACAGGUUUCCUUUAGCAUCCGAGCCUCAAUUAAUCGAUUUAACGACAGAACCUCAGACACACAAGAUGAGCAACGAUCUAAUCAUCAACCCAACGGAGAACCGGACAGAACCUCAGGAACCAGAACCAGAUCGGUCUGUAGAAGUGGUCCCAAACAAUGAAGAUGAAAUGAACAUCAAUCGAGCAGUUGACUCCUCAUCAGAUACAAGCUCCGUCAGUGAAUCUAUCCGUCUUCACGGUCCAGAUGAAAAGAGGGCAAACCCAGAGAGUGACGCUACUGCGGUCCUUCAGACAGAUGAUAACGCUCUGAUUCAUCAGCAAACCAGCGGCUCAGAGACGCCAGCGAACCAGCAGCUGAAUCCACCCAUGAACUCUUCUCAGGAAGCUGAAAAGCCGAAGCGCUCUUCAGAAGACUGCGAGAGCAAUGUGACCGAGCGACUUAUGGAGGACGCUGGGAUACGGUCAGAGGAACCAGCGGUUUUGAGAGAGACCGACCCAGUCGGCAGUCACAUGACCUCGGCCACCCUGAGCUUCCAGAACUCUCUGCGGUUUGAUUUGGACUAAACAUCAAAUUAAUUUAUGGUUUAUGUUCUUGGAAAGUCUAGUUUUCAUUGUAGUUCAGAGAUGCUGAAUAAAGUUUAAAUUUGGAGUAAAAUAGAAA